GUUGCAGAAAAUCGUAAGAAAAAAUUUUCUUACAAAAUGGGUAACAUCGCGUCGAUGCAGUACAAAUGUUUUCUAUAUUCCAAGUAUCUUAAAAAUAAUGCAAGUAUUAGAAUGCAUUCGUCAUUAUCGCACAUAGAUGAAACUGGUAAAGCGAGUAUGGUAGAUGUUGGAUCGAAAAACGAUAGUAAACGCGUAGCAAUAGCAAGGGGAUUCGUGAAGACAGGUCCUAUUAUUAGCAACUUAAUCGCGGAAAAUAAUAUAAAGAAAGGUGACGUGUUAUCGGUGGCUCAAUUGGCCGGUAUCAUGGCAGCGAAACGUACGUCUGAUCUCAUACCACUGUGUCAUCCGCUCUCCUUGUCUUAUGUAAACGUACGCUUAAGAUUGAACGAGGAAUCGCACACAGUCGAAAUUACAUCAGAGGUCAGAUGUAUCGGCAAAACCGGCGUUGAAAUGGAAGCUUUAACCGCUGUGAGCAUAGCGGCUCUCACAAUCUACGAUAUGUGUAAGUACGCGGCUAAUCCCGGCACGAUGCAAAUAUACGGUAUAGAAUUGGUGUCGAAGACGGGCGGUACAAAGGGUGACUUUGCGAUAGAUAAAGCUUAGACAGUAUCUUUAUCCUGUCAAAUUAUCAACCGGAUGAAGAUUCGUUCUACUGUGAUUACAAUUAAAUAAUACGGAGCAGAGUACAAGAUUCCAAAAUGCUCAAAUACGUCUAAAGAAAAGAAAGAUUGUUAGAUUAUUUAGAUUAUUUAAAAUCUAUUAUGCACAUGGAAUUUUAUACAUAUUUUACAUGGUAAGGGGAGAUAAUUAUAUUUUACAUACAUAAUAUAUCAGUGAAGAAAGCAUAAUCAUUUUUUUUGGAACGUACUUUUGUACUUCUGUAAAUGAUUAAUGUAAAGAUAAGCUAUUAUUUGGUUACGCACAACAAUGAAAACCAUGACGGCUCCAACGAAUCAAUAAUUUUUUUCCUAAUUUUUCCUUUUAUAAAAGGAAUUUCGUAAGUGAUGUAAGAUCCUAAAUAUAAGUGGAAAAAAUUUAGGCAAAUAUGAAUAAUCAGGUAGAUAUGGAUAAUCAGAUAUAUUUAUGUGAAUAGAAAAUGUGUCUGUGUAAGUUUAAACGCGAAUAAGUAUACAUUUAUUUUAAUCAAAAGAUUGUUUAAAAAAAUGUUACUACGAUUAUGUACAUAAUAUUAGAAACAAAAAAUUUAUAAAGAAUUCAUACGCAUAGUCAAGAAAGUUAGAAGGGAAAUUAGGAGCAAAGUGCAAUAACUAGAAAUAACGCAGUGCUCGUAUUGUUGUACCUUGAGAACUACCUACCGACUUGCACUUUUUAAUAAGCAUUUAAUAUUACCGCGAGGAUGAAUGCCAGAGGAACGAAAGCGCCCGUUGAAGAAAAUACAAAGGAGUAGUAAUACGUAAAAGGAUCUUACCAAGAGUUAUCCUUAUAUUACGAGUCGCAAAUGAUUCAUAUUGUAUUUAAAAAAAAAUAUUGUUACGUUGUUGAAAGAUUCUAUUGCAAUAUAUUGUUUAAUAUAUAAGAGAA
This is a messenger RNA of Solenopsis invicta (red fire ant), 1542 nucleotides long. RefSeq names its product cyclic pyranopterin monophosphate synthase-like. The transcript has a single exon. The record is from RefSeq and is a predicted model, not a curated record. Gene Ontology annotation, biological process: Mo-molybdopterin cofactor biosynthetic process. Lineage: Eukaryota; Metazoa; Arthropoda; Insecta; Hymenoptera; Formicidae. Bases 37 to 603 code for a protein of 188 amino acids.